Messenger RNA from Heterobilharzia americana, 234 nucleotides. Lineage: Eukaryota; Metazoa; Platyhelminthes; Trematoda; Strigeidida; Schistosomatidae. The record is from the annotation of a GenBank genome assembly.
AUGCGUGUUUUAGCUAAAAUUAUAAGAUCCAUAAUUCUUGCUGAUUUCAGUCGACCGGGAAUAAGGGAAUAUGAAGUCAUGAAGGAAACCGAUCAUGCUACUAAAUCAUCCUUUCAUGACCUUCGAGAUCGCGUUUCCAAGCUUGGGAGCUGGAAUCAAACAAAAACCAAUCGCGGGAUGCCAAAUGAGACGGAGGCCAUUAACAUAGAUGAAUUAGUAAUUCAAAAGAAGUAG